Messenger RNA from Marchantia polymorpha subsp. ruderalis, 1574 nucleotides. The record is from the annotation of a GenBank genome assembly. NCBI's taxonomy places the organism in Eukaryota, Viridiplantae, Streptophyta, Marchantiopsida, Marchantiales, Marchantiaceae.
CAACUUCAUCAACUUGCGGGCAGAGACACGAGACGGUUUGCGGUGGACGGACGAACAAUAUGCAGAUGAGGAGCCCGCAUUGCAGCUCAAAGCAGCGUCAUUCCUAGAAGACAAGCACCUGACUCCCCUGCAGAGCCUGGAGCCAACCAGGGCCCAAUUAAGUCAGCCCUGUGGACUUCGUCCAAUCUGUUGUCGUCUGCACGAUUUUGCCAAUCUCCUCUUUGCAUUGCUGUGAUCAUUGUAGGAGGAAGACAGGAGGAGGGCUUAGGUGAUUGCAGGUCUGAGCACACAACGCGGUCAUCUUCCUCACAGAAUUACGGAAGCGCAGUUCGGAUAUGACAUGUGCAGAUGAUUCAGAAUCAUUCAGUUGAAGACUUUUGCAUAAGGCCCUAUGCUCUUUUCAAAAGGGUAUGAUUGACAUUCAACUUAAUUCGGUACGAAGUUUUUUAUAAUUAUGACCCAAACUCAAAUGUUUGCACGGGCAGCAGCAAGUAAUGAUUGGCGUUCGAAGACAUGGGUUCAGCAGGAGGACGGAAGGCAGACAAACAAACAGACUGUGGAAUUGACAGACUGGACGGAAGUGUGAUGAGCAGACAGAAGAGCAUGACGGAAACGAGACAGGUUCAGAGUCUGAUCCCUGGACAUAAGUACUGUAUGUGUGCGACGGAUCGAGAUUUGAUCAUACUUCAGUACGAGUACUUUACUUUGACGUUGCAGUCACGCAGAAGACGAGAAGCGUCCCAAGCGUCUAAUUGGGGCCGAAUCAAGUCUCUGGGCACGUGCCGAUCAGGGGUCGAGAAACGCACCAGCGGUCCCCAGACUCUCCCCUUCACUGACCAUCGCUUCAAGUCUGUGUAAUGGGACAAUUACCGGUAACGAAGCAAGCGCUCUGCAGUGCGUUUAUUUACUCGAUCGCUCGUUGGAGUCUGCAAUUUGACGAAGUCUACAGACAGACACGCUAAUGCACGGAGACUGGCACCGUUUCGCUGCUGCUUCUGCUGCUGCUGCUGAUGGGGGGCAAGUGAACGCCUCGCGAAUGCUCGAUUUGCAUUGUUUUUUCAACUGAUUUCAACUGAGACCUUGGGCCACAGGCACGUGGAGACGAGGUCACUUGCCGAAUCAGAAGGAGAAUGCAGCAGGCCUCACACACUCCCUCGCAUUAAGUCUGAGCUCGGAGUCCAUUGCCGUGUCGUGAAAUUCGUACGUGUACAGGUUUCUCACACAAUCCGCUCUGUUGCUGUCCGGGAUGCGGUUGUGUCUGCUCGCUUGGACGUAGUUCUUCUUCCCACUUGUAAGAACCGUGGUCGACCGCAUUACGCAGUUGCCAGUAGAAAGAAACCUGCUGCAGCAUGGGAAGAGCUUAAAGGGCCAUCUAGUAACACAGCAACGAGGACGGGAAGACCCCGUCGAGAGUUAAAUGAGAUGAACACGAAUGUGUAACACGUGGUUAGUUCCCAAUCUCGCUACAAUGGAAUUAUAUUUUCCAUCGCGGUUCUUUCAUAUUAAGCGUCCGAAAUUCCGUGUGAUUUCCAUAUGGAAUCGAUCUGGUUAAAUGAUGGAUUUCUCAUGAAUGC